AUGGCCAUGCACCGCCGUAUCGAGCUCCAAUCCCCCGCAGACCUCACCUACCUCCACGCGAACACCGUUUCGCUCUCGCGCCAGAAACUCGACCUCCACCUCCCGCCGUCAGCCACCGGCGACGAUGAGCCGGACCCUAUGCGCGAGCGAGUGCGGGAGCUAGUCGAUGAGUUCAUAUCACGCACCUUCUCAACAGCCUCCACCUCAAUCAGCAUCAACGGCCUCGACUCCUCCUCAGAGCAGUUCCCCUUCCCUGCGGCAUUCACCGGCCCCACAGAGACAGUCGAGUACGAGCCUUACGACGCGAACCUCGCUGCGCGGGUGACGUCGCUGUACGCGCAGCUGGAGGCGCUGACUACGUCUGUUGCGAAGCUGAGACGGGAGGCGCCUGCGCGCGCGGCGGAGGACUACGCUGCGGAACUGCGGCGCGCGAUUGAGGGGGAUGAUGGUGUUUUUGGUGAAGAUGGGGAUGUUGAUGGGAAGGGGGAGAGUGGGGAGGGGCGGGUUGUCAACGGGGAUCGAGGUGAUUAUAAUGUCAAUGGGGAAAGCAAUAACAACAACGACGAAGGGGAAAACUCACGCAACGACAUCGACAUGCCCGACGCAGACCCCAACAACAACUCCACCGACCAACCCGCAGAAGACACAAAACCUACCCAGCGAAAACCAUCCCAACGACAACAACAACAACCGCAACAGCGAACCCUCGACAUUCCGCUCGGAACAGACCAAGAAGCCGAACGCUGGCGCUCUGGCGAAAUGGCCGAAGUAUACGAAGACGCCCUGCGGACGCUUCUCCGACUCCAAGGCGAGGAAGAAGACACACAGACGGCGUUGUCGUCUGCUGUUGGGAAGGCCGAGCGGGCUGGGAGGGCUGUGGAGGUUGUGGAGAAGCCCUGA
Messenger RNA from Aspergillus candidus, 900 nucleotides. RefSeq lists its product as uncharacterized. The record is from RefSeq and is a predicted model, not a curated record. Bases 1 to 900 code for a protein of 299 amino acids. The transcript is spliced from 2 exons. Gene Ontology annotation, cellular component: kinetochore; MIS12/MIND type complex. NCBI's taxonomy places the organism in Eukaryota, Fungi, Ascomycota, Eurotiomycetes, Eurotiales, Aspergillaceae. Gene Ontology annotation, biological process: mitotic sister chromatid segregation.